AUGGCCAAGAUCAAAGAGACAUUCAAGAAAAUGUUUAGAAGUAACGCUCAUCGUAAGGCGGACUCAAAUACCGGCUCGUACCAGCUACCCCCUCCUUCCGUUCGAGGUCCAAGCGCAGCUGAAGGCAGUACCGGUACUCUCGAACCUGCCUCAGCAACUAUCAGCGCUGAACAGCCUAUCUUAUCCGUCGAACCGCCCACCUUACCUGCCGAACCGUCUCCCGAACACGUCGACUCGCCCAAACGCACUGACUUAGAAGAACUAUGGGAGAUUGCUCUUGGGCGCUUCAGCAAAGAGGGCGGGAGCAAUCUUCCUCCAUCUGUCGCGCAGACUUCACUCGAAGACUGCCUGUCUUCCUUUCAGCAGACGGUGGACGUUUUCGAACGUAAGACGGAGGAAAAGGAGAAAGUCCGCGAUGGGAUUAAGGCGAUUUUGGAAGGAAUAGAGGCGGCCUCGGGGUUGCUAGGCGAAGGUGUCAGCAUCGCUUUCCCGCCGGCGAAGACCAUCUUCACCGCUGUUGGUAUGCUGGCGAAGGCCGGGCAGAAGACUAUCAAGAAGUACGACCUAAUGCUCGAGCUACUCCAUGAGAUCGGUGCUUUUGUGGAUCGGAUGAAUGUGCACAAGAAUAACCCAAUCUCAGACGAAAUCAAAAAGAUCAUUCUCUCCUUCCUAUCCGAGCUACUGAAGGCCAUUGUCGCAUUGUCGACUUUCAUGGAAGCCAACAUUGCAGUCUCUUUCCUCAAAGAAGUUCGUGGACAGGAUGAGGAUAUUAACGGUGCGAUUAAGAAGAUGGCGAGGUUGGCGGCACAGGAGGCUGGCAUGGUCGGUGCUCUCACGAACCGGAAUGUUAAGAAAAUUAUGGAGAGGCAGGAGGACGCCCAAGAACAAAAACUCCGCGAGAAAAUCCGCAACUGGCUGUCACCGCCCGAUCCUUCCACGAACCAUGAGUUCAACCGCGCCGCUCGUCGUGGCCAAGAGGCUGGCCAGGAGACUGGCCACUGGUUCUUGCGGAGUCCGGGGUUCAUCGCCUGGAGAGACGAACGGAGCAGUCGUCCGUUAUGGCUUUACGGUAAACCCGGAAACGGAAAGAGCGUUCUAUGCUCCACGGUCAUCGACAAUAUCAAGGCGCAUUGCAAGGUCAAGCCUUCAUCCGCCCUCGCAUACUUCUACUUUGACUUUCGAGAUCAAGCUAAACUUAAUCUGAGGGGCUUGCUGUGCUCGCUCAUCGUGCAGAUGCUAUCGCAGUGCUCUACGAUGCCCGCUUCUAUCGCCAACCUCUUUUCUGAGCACGCUAAUAGCGGCAUGACCGCACCUAUCGAUCAUCUUGAGCAUGUGUUCUCCGGGCUCCUCGAUCUCUUUGAGCAUUCAUAUGUUGUCAUUGACGCUCUCGACGAGCCCUCUCGCGAUAUGCGAAAGACAGAGCUUUUGCCGUUCCUUGAUUUACUCAUAAGAAAAAAGUGCCCCAGCCUUCAUCUCAUGGUGACUAGCCGCCCAGAAUCCGAUAUCCAGUUAUCCAUGGAGAGCCUAGACCCCAGCCUUGUUGACCUUUCUACUGGACUUGUGGAAGACGAUAUCAAGAUGUGCAUUCGCCGCUUUCUUGAUCAAGACAUGGACUUCAAAUUAUGGGAUGCAGAAUUUCUUGACAGUAUUGAACUUUCGCUCACUGAACGAGCAAAUGGCAUGUAA
Molecule: messenger RNA, 1686 nt
Organism: Stereum hirsutum FP-91666 SS1
Lineage: Eukaryota; Fungi; Basidiomycota; Agaricomycetes; Russulales; Stereaceae
Exons: 8
Coding region: 1-1686 (561 amino acids)
Source: RefSeq, a predicted model, not a curated record